This is a messenger RNA of Chironomus riparius, 1062 nucleotides long. NCBI's taxonomy places the organism in Eukaryota, Metazoa, Arthropoda, Insecta, Diptera, Chironomidae. The record is from the annotation of a GenBank genome assembly.
AUGGGAAACAACGCAACAUCAGCUAAUCGAAAAGUCGAUGCUGCCGAGAGCGUCAAAGAGUUCCUUGAACAGGCUAAAGAAGAUUUCGAGGACAAAUGGAAGAGAAAUCCGACCAAUACUGCGGCACUUGAUGACUUUGAUCGCAUAAAAACUUUGGGAACGGGUAGUUUUGGUCGCGUAAUGAUUGUUCAACAUAAACCCACUAAGGAUUAUUUUGCGAUGAAAAUAUUGGAUAAACAGAAAGUGGUCAAAUUAAAACAAGUGGAACAUACAUUGAAUGAAAAAAGGAUUUUACAAGCAAUUUCAUUUCCAUUUUUGGUCAGCUUGAAGUAUCACUUCAAAGAUAAUUCUAAUUUAUAUAUGGUGCUGGAAUACGUUCCAGGUGGUGAAAUGUUUUCACACUUACGCAAAGUGGGACGUUUCUCGGAGCCUCAUUCGCGAUUUUACGCUGCCCAAAUCGUUCUUGCAUUUGAAUAUCUUCAUUAUUUAGAUUUAAUAUAUCGUGAUUUAAAGCCCGAGAAUUUGUUAAUAGACUCUCAAGGUUACUUAAAGGUAACUGAUUUUGGAUUCGCAAAGAGAGUUAAAGGUCGCACCUGGACUUUGUGUGGAACUCCAGAAUAUUUGGCACCAGAAAUAAUUCUAAGCAAGGGCUAUAAUAAGGCCGUCGACUGGUGGGCAUUAGGUGUAUUAGUGUACGAAAUGGCAGCAGGAUAUCCACCAUUCUUUGCAGACCAACCUAUUCAAAUUUAUGAGAAAAUUGUAUCGGGAAAAGUUAGAUUUCCGUCACACUUUGGAUCAGACUUGAAAGAUUUACUCAAAUAUUUGCUCCAAGUAGAUCUAACAAAACGUUAUGGAAAUUUAAAAGCUGGUGUUAACGACAUUAAGAAUCACAAGUGGUUCGCCUCAACAGAUUGGAUUGCCAUAUUCCAAAAGAAAAUUGAAGCACCUUUUAUUCCUCGCUGCAAAGGACCAGGUGAUACUAGUAACUUUGACGACUAUGAGGAAGAAGCACUUCGAAUUUCGAGCACGGAAAAAUGUGCAAAAGAAUUUGCAGAAUUUUAA